UAUACGGGGUAGGUACCGGCGAUUGGACCAAGAUGGCCGACUGCAGGAAGAUAUUUUCCACAUUUGUGUGUCUUUCGGUGGUUUUCUUCCUCCUCGUCGUCGAUUCUCCUGCUCUCGGGGUGAAGAAGAAAGAGGAAGAUGACGAAGAGUUUGAAUGGGUCACCUAUGAGCAAAGAAACUUUCCCUAUCCUUCCCAGAAUGCCCUGGGGGACAAGGUGCAGCAGCUGAUGGAGUGGAGCUCGAAGCGGCCCGUGAUCCGGAUGAACGGCGACAAGUUCCGUCAGUACGUGCGCGCCGCUCCCAGGAACUACUCCGUGAUUCUGAUGCUGACGGCACUACAGCCCCAGCGACAGUGUACUGUGUGCAGACAAGCCAAUGAUGAGUUCCAGAUCGUGGCCAACUCCUGGCGCUACUCUCCCUCCUUCUCCAACAAGCUGUUCUUCGCCAGUGUGGACUAUGAUGAGGGUGCUGAUGUCUUCAGCACUCUGAAGCUGAACUCUGCUCCCAGCUUCAUGCAUUUCCCAGGCAAGGGCAAGCCUAAGAAGGGAGAUACGUUUGACAUCCAGAGAACUGGAUUUGCAGCUGAGUCCAUUGCCAAAUGGAUCAAUGAGAGGACUGACGUACAUAUUCGCGUGUUCCGCCCACCCAACUAUUCGGGCAGCAUCGCGCUGGGCCUGCUGUUCACCCUGAUUGGUGGCCUGCUGUACCUGCGCAGGAACAACCUGGAGUUCCUGUACAACAAGACAUCCUGGGGGAUCGGCGCUCUGUGCAUAGUGUUUGCCAUGACGUCAGGGCAAAUGUGGAACCACAUCCGGGGACCACCGUACGCUCACAAGAACCCUCAGACUGGACAAGUGCAUUAUAUCCAUGGCAGCAGCCAGGCCCAGUUCAUAGCUGAAACCCACAUUGUGAUCCUGCUCCAUGCUGCUGUGACAUUUGGGAUGGUGUUGCUACAUGAGACUGCAGUGUCCAAGGGGGACGUGGGCAAACGAAGAAUUGUGACGCUGGUUGGACUUGGUAUUGUAGCCUUCUUCUUCAGCCUGCUGCUGUCUAUAUUCAAGUCCAAGUACCACGGGUACCCCUACAGUUUCCUCAUCAAGUAGAAGACAACAAACUGGUAGUAAAGCUGUUUUUGGGAGACACUUAAAGUUUAUGUUUGCAUGAGGAUUCCUUAACUCAGUAAACAAUGUCAUGGACUGUAGGGAUUGUUCAGACUUUUAAUUCAGACAUUUCUUCUUUAUACAUGUAACUACUAAGAGUAAAUGUAAUGUAUGGUGUAAAAGCUGUGAUGGUCUUUAGCAUAUUUACAGACUCAAAUACAUAUUUUGGCACUACAAAUGUACAAUAUGUA
This is a messenger RNA of Branchiostoma floridae (Florida lancelet), 1351 nucleotides long. Its product is annotated as tumor suppressor candidate 3-like. Bases 33 to 1103 code for a protein of 356 amino acids. The record is from RefSeq and is a predicted model, not a curated record. Lineage: Eukaryota; Metazoa; Chordata; Leptocardii; Amphioxiformes; Branchiostomatidae. Gene Ontology annotation, cellular component: oligosaccharyltransferase complex. The transcript is spliced from 11 exons.